AUGGCGGAGCAGAUAGCAGGAGAGGAGGAUAUGGACAUCAAAACGGAGCUCUCGGACGUGGAAGAGUACCAGGCACUCGUCAGAUCCACUCAGCCUUCUCUAACCAAUCACGGCCUGAGCUCUACUACUCUAACCAAUCAGAGACUGAGCACGCCUACUGUAACCAAUGGCAACCAAACCCCUCCCACUCUGGAAGCCAAUCAGAGCGCAGCUCUCUUGGAGAUCAGCCUCCGCAGAUCCAUGGAGAUGCUCCGGCAGGAAGAGGAGGAGUUUACCCACCGCCCUCAGCAGCCAAAGGCCUUCCCCCGUGUGGCUUCAUGUCCCGCCCCUUCCCCUCGCCCCAGCCAACAAUCAAGGACUACGGCCAUGGCAGCAGAGGACAUGACCUCUGUGUCCUCAAUAGCUACGGCCAUGGCAGCAGAGGACAUGACCUCUGUGUCCUCAAUAGCUACGGCCAUGGCAGCAGAGGACAUGACCUCUGUGUCCUCAAUGACGACCCCGUGCGUGACCCCUGCCCCUGCCCCUCCCCCGCCCCCCCUGAUUAAGAAACACAGCCAGACGGACCUCGUGAGCCGACUGAAGACCCGCAAGGUGCUGGGGGUGGGGGGAGAGGACGACGAUGGAGAGGUGCAUCGCUCUAAGAUCAGCCAGGUCUUGGGCAACGAGAGCAAGUACGCAGUGAGGGAGCCCGUUGGCCUCAGAUUGUGGAUCUUCCUCUCUGCUGUGCUCUUCACCCUCAUCGCCCUCACUGCGCUCCUGUUCCCCAGUCAGCUGUACGAGGUCGUCUUUGAGCCGAACACAAACAGCAUCUCCAUCAGACUCUACGGGGGGGCAUUACUCAGCAUCUCUCUGAUCCUGUGGAAUGGGGUGUAUACCGCUGAGAAAGCCGUGAUGCAGUGGACCCUGCUGACUGAGGCAUCCUACUGCGGACUGCAGUUCCUGGUGACGUCGGUGUCUCUGCUGGAGCUGGGCUCUCUGUCCGAUGGCGCCCUCUGGCUGCUGCUGGUGGAAGUGCUGCUACUGCUCAUCACACUGCUCUACCACUAUCAGCUGGGACGCAGACCCAAGAAGACCUGA
Messenger RNA from Engraulis encrasicolus (European anchovy), 1077 nucleotides. RefSeq names its product tumor protein p53-inducible protein 11-like. The coding region runs from base 1 to 1077 and encodes 358 amino acids. The record is from RefSeq and is a predicted model, not a curated record. The transcript is spliced from 8 exons. Lineage: Eukaryota; Metazoa; Chordata; Actinopteri; Clupeiformes; Engraulidae.